Molecule: messenger RNA, 2136 nt
Organism: Suricata suricatta (meerkat)
Lineage: Eukaryota; Metazoa; Chordata; Mammalia; Carnivora; Herpestidae
Gene: PRKX
Product: protein kinase X-linked
Exons: 9
Coding region: 231-1685 (484 amino acids)
Biological process (GO): protein phosphorylation
Molecular function (GO): protein serine/threonine kinase activity; ATP binding
Source: RefSeq, a predicted model, not a curated record
CAAGCAGCUAAUUUCGGGAGGCUGUUCCCUUGCUUCUGGGUAGAGAUCUCCACGUCCACGCUGGGUGGGCUGGACCCAAAGGUAACGCUUCUGCCUCCAUAGACCUCCAGGCAGCAUUCGGAUUCCAUUUGCAUAGGACAAAGCGCGGUCCUGAGCCACCUGAUGCAUUCGAAGUCAUCGGGCGACUUCUCCAUCCUGGGCUCAGAGACUUGCCCCACCCGGUGUCGGGGAUGGAGGUGGUUGAGGGCAGGGUGCACAUUCCAGGGUAUAAAUCCUUCCCUGUCCCUCCUGUCUGGAGGAGGCUGAGCAGAGAGAUUCCUCAGUGUCCAGCCCCGUGGGCCAAGCGGGUCCGCGUGUGGGAGUUUCCCGUAGGACCCGUCGGGGCGAUCCGUCCACCCGGAGGCUCAGCUCAGGGGUCCAAGGCUACAGCUCAGGCAUCCCUGGUCACCCUGCACCUGGGCAAUUCCAUGUUUGACAAAGAUGUCUACCUUAGGCAUGGCGUCCUACGAGCUGCGAUUUGUGCAAAUUUGGACCUUCCCAGACGCACGGAAAUUCACACCAGCCUCUCCACCCGGGAGAGAAGGACACUGUCCCCCGAGGUCCCCGCCUCUGUGCACAUGUUGCCCUCCGCCAGUCACAGCCCCUGCGACAUUGUCUUGAGCGGAUCUCGUGUGCGGAAGUUACAGCGAUGGUGUGGAGGUAGUUCGUUUGGACUGACUCCUGACCAGGCAGCUCAGCAAAGAGUUUCGGAGGGCAGCCUCUGGAGAGUUCUUUGCACAGGAACGUUUGGGCGCGUGCAGCUGGUCAAGGACAAGACGGCCAAGCACUUCUUCGCCCUGAAGGUGAUGAGCAUCCCGGAUGUCAUCCGGCUGAAGCAGGAGCAGCACGUGCACAACGAGAAGUCGGUGCUGAAGGAAGUCAGCCACCCAUUCCUGGUCAAGCUGUUCUGGACGUGCCACGACGAGCGCUUCCUGUACAUGCUCAUGGAGUUCGUGCCGGGCGGCGAGCUGUUCACCUACCUGCGGAACCGCGGCCGCUUCUCGGGCGGCACCGGGCUCUUCUACUCCGCGGAGAUCGUGUGCGCCAUCGAGUACCUGCACUCGAAGCACAUCGUCUACCGCGACCUCAAGCCCGAGAACAUUCUGCUGGACCGGGACGGCCACAUCAAGCUCACCGACUUCGGGUUCGCCAAGAAACUGGUAGACAAGACGUGGACGCUGUGCGGCACGCCCGAGUACCUGGCCCCUGAAGUCAUCCAGAGCAAGGGCCACGGGAGGGCCGUGGACUGGUGGGCGCUCGGCAUCCUGAUAUUCGAGAUGCACUCGGGGUUCCCUCCAUUUUUCGAUGACAACCCAUUUGGCAUUUAUCAAAAAAUUCUGGCAGGCAAAAUCGACUUCCCCAGACAUUUGGAUUUCAGUGUGAAAGACCUCAUCAAGAAAUUGCUUGUCGUUGACCGAACGAGACGGCUCGGAAACAUGAAGAACGGAGCGGAGGACGUGAAACGACACCGGUGGUUCCGCACCGUGGACUGGGAGGCCGUCCCGCAGAGGAAGCUGAAGCCGCCCAUCGUGCCCAAGCUGUGCGGCGAGGGCGACACCUCCAACUUCGACGCGUACCCCGACAGCAGCUGGAACACGGCGCCCCCGGUGUCGGCCAAGGACCUGGAAGUCUUCAAGAAUUUCUGAGACACGCACCCACGCGUGGAAGAAGAAACAGGACGAUUUGAACCUGUUGGGGACUAAGACUGCGGGACAUUAGCCCGGGAGAAGGUGAUGUCCACGGGAUCAAGACAUUUGCAUCCUCUGUACGCCUGGAUGUAUAUAAAGAGACUGGCAACCCAUAGAAAGCCGUGGACCUGGCCUUAUUUAAGCAACUGGAAGUCUACUGCACAGUAGGACGUUUUGGGAAACUGUUUGGUUGUAGAUUUUAUCUUCUCUCUUAGUGCGAUGAACCUACUGUGACUUCUCCGCUUUCCUCAUAAUUUUCCCUUUAUGAGUUUGAACCAAACGUGUCCAACUAUAACCACAGAGGGCAGGCGUGUGUACGCGUGUGCGGGUGUGGGUAGCACAGGGAAACCAUGCGUUGAUGUAAAUAUUCAUACUUGGCCGAGCCGAUGAUUCUUAUUUUUCAAACUGC